Pocillopora damicornis (cauliflower coral) is the source of this 1710-nucleotide messenger RNA. RefSeq names its product cysteinyl leukotriene receptor 1-like. The record is from RefSeq and is a predicted model, not a curated record. Lineage: Eukaryota; Metazoa; Cnidaria; Anthozoa; Scleractinia; Pocilloporidae.
ACUUCAUUAAACUUUUUAUUUUUUUUUUCUUCCCUAAUAGCCUGAUAUUCUUAAAAAUGGUUGAAACACGGUGCCAACAAUGGAACGUGUCAAGAAACAAUUCAUACCACCAGAUGAAUUGUAGUGCAAACGCAUCUGCUGUGUACGUUUUCAUGCCUAUUGAUUCCACCGUAAAGUCCAUCAUCUGUUCAAUUCUCGCCAGUAUUGGUAUCAUGGGGUUCCUGGGCAACAGCCUUAUUUUCUACUUUCUUUGGAAAAAGCCAAUCAAAAGGCGAAGCCUGAUCCAAAAGAGUCCAUUCGUGAGAAAUUUCAAUCUCUACGUGCGAAGUUUAUCACUCUCAGACAUAUUAGCCAGUGCAAUAUCUAUUCCACUAGUAUGCAUCCAAAUCUUAUUCGAUGUAUUUCAAAACGGCUGGGCAUGUAAAAUAGUCCGGUAUUUAAAUUUCAUUUUCCCAUCCAUUACAAUCAACAAUCUGAUUGUUAUCAGUCUUGAAAAGUACUUGUCAACGCGCUCGAUUCCUCGUACUUUUACAACCAAAGCAGUUCGACGAAUGAUCAUUUGGGCAUGGGUGUUUGGAAUGGUCUUUAUGUUGCUAGCGGCCACCCCAUACGGUGGAAUAAGGCUGGAUCUUAACCAAACUCAUUAUACAACCAUCUGCUUCUACAAGUAUCAAUUUUACCCGUUCAGAAUGCCCCUGGUUGUCGUCGUGGUACAAUACAUUCUACCGGGAAGCUUUAUAACAUUCGUCAACUUCUGCCUCCUUAAAACGAUAUGGAUCAGAGGGAACCGUGCGAUGAUCAAAGGAUUGAACAAUGCUUUUAAGGCUAAGCUGAUAGCCACGAGAAUGAAGGGAAUGACUCUCCUUAUUCUCAUUACGUUUGCCUUCAUCGUCUGCUACUUCUUCUUCCUGGCCAAUUUGCUCUACAAUCAUAUAGCAAAACCAUACCGUGAUUUUCAAACUGAUUUCAUAUCACGAUAUGGCUUCGGUGGAAUCGUCUUUUUGAACGGUGUGAUGAACGUCGUAAUUUACUUCGUUCAGAUGAGUGAUUUUCGCGAAUUUCUAUGGAGAAGUUUCUGCAAGAAAAAUAGAACAGCGAAUUCCGACAAAGUACAAACAGUAGCGAUGAGCGACCUUACUGAAGGACAACGAGAUAAAAAUUCACAUCUAAAGGAACUCAAAGUGACUUCGCAGCCUGCUACCAUUGCGACAAGUCAAAAUAAAAAUAACGAAGACAAUAACAAUGAUUUAUAACUUUCAAUAUACUAACUUAGUUCAUUUUUUCUGCGUGAAAGAGCUCCCCGAAAUAAUAAUGAUGUAAAUUUGUGGUUAAUUCAGGGUAAAAUAAAACCACUUGAUAUUGAUUCGGAAUUUAGGGAAGAAUUCAACAACUAUAUAUUUGGAGAUAACCCGCUGUAAAUAAGGAGAUUAUAACAAUAGUGAUGAUAAUAAUAAUAAUUAUAACCAUAAUAAUAAUGAUGAUGAUAAUAAUAAUUAUAACAAUAAUAAUUAUAAUAAUAACAAUGCUAAGCAGAACUUGUCUAGCGCCUAGCCAAUUCGUUUUAGGCGCUCCCUAAAAAUUGAGGAAUGAAUAAAAACUAAAUCAAUAUAUGUACAAAAUUAAAAUCGCCGUGAGAAAAGAGUUUUUUUUGAAAAAGAUAGGUUUUAAGCCUAGAUUGAAAAGAUUUUUAAUCGAACGGAUGCUAUCGCG